UUCGAAUCCCCGGCGGACCCCGUUUUUUUACCGGCCUUGCUUUGCCGCUCAUUGUAAUAAACCAAUCACGAGGCUCCAUUUUCACUAAUGACCAAUCCAAGUGCUUCGCGGCCUCAACAUGCCGACGGGAGGAAACAUGCUACCCCUACGAAGGCCAUUUUGGUUUGGAAGUGAUGGUGUGAACUUUACACACUUUGAUCUAAACACUGAAGCCGACGAUAACGCAAACGAUGUAAGUGAUGUCGAUUUUCACCAUACCAAACAAUCUGGUAGAGAAAUAACAGAAGUAGAUCCUGAACAUCACGAUAACUUCGAUGACACCUUAUCCUACAGCGAGAUCGAGGCGAAAAAAUCCAAUACACUAAGAAAGAUGUUUUCAAGUAGUGAAAUUAAAGAGUUGCAAGCAAAAUGUGCUAAAAUAAUAAGAUUUAGGCCAAUUACAGAGUAUAGAGUUUUAGAAAGCUUGGAAGGUUGUGAAUUGCUGGGAAAAUACUCAUUUGCUCAACUGCGUACUAGACAUACUUACGAAAGGAAACAAUAAGUUUUUUCCACAUUUAGGUCCACUCCAGUUUGCGUCACAUACUAUUCAAAUAGUAACGAUCAAAGGACUAAGACUUUUUAUGUUUACCCCUGUUUGAAAUAUUUUGUUUUAGUUGCUUUCUGGUACAAAUAAAUUUUUGUUGCAACAACGCUUAUUUUUUUCAUUAACCGUUAUGAUUGAAUUUCUAAUUAUCUUUUCAAUUGUAAACGAACCCCAAUACUUUCCAUAUGUUCUUAACGUACUUUUUUAUUAUUAUAGGGCUGGUGUUAAUUACGUGGUGUAGCUAUUAUUUUUAUUUGUAAAUAGACAAACCAAUACUCUCUUUGUAAAAAACAAUUUUUUUAGAAAAACAAGUUGGUUUAUCAGACUAAAAGAAAGAGAAAAUUGCA
Molecule: messenger RNA, 930 nt
Organism: Hydractinia symbiolongicarpus
Lineage: Eukaryota; Metazoa; Cnidaria; Hydrozoa; Anthoathecata; Hydractiniidae
Exons: 2
Coding region: 119-541 (140 amino acids)
Source: RefSeq, a predicted model, not a curated record